AACUUCACUCAGUACAAUUUUGACAAGCACCGUGAGCGCGCGUGUACGCGCUUAAAUACUACAUAUUUUUAAAAAUAACGAUUCAAAAUUACGCGAGUGUUAAACAAUAAUGUGAACAAAUUAACAGUUUUUUUUUCACCUCAAAUGAACAGUUCAGUGCGGUUUAUUUGUGAAAUAAGCCAAGGACGCAAUUAACCGUCAAAUUUGCUUAUAAUCAUAAACAAUGGAAGACGUGUACACAAUUAAAGUGAAAACUAAACCUGAUACGAGGAAUUUAUAUCCUUCUGAGAGGAGGUAUUCAGCUUCAACGGUUUCAGGUCUAGCCUGGGUCCACAUAGCACUAUCAGCCACAUCAUUUUUAUUAGCAUGCCUUGCUUUAGUUAGUCCUGUAUCUAAUCCAACAUAUAAAGAAGAAAGCGUGAAUUUAACGCUAAAUAACGUAGAAAACGACAAUUCAACAGAUUUAAUCGACGAUAAGGAAAGUAAUAACUAUAUUUUAGUGCUUGCACCCGGGUUGAUAACAAUUUUUGGAUUGUGUGCAGGCAUAGCUGCGAUUUUAGCCUCCGUACGAUGGUAUAUUGACCGUAAUAUAACAUGGCUGUUUGUCGCAUCAAUAAUAUCAACUCUUAUAUCAUUUUCGUCGUUCGUUAUGAUCGUCACAUGGUUUGUUACGAGUACACACGGGGACAUAACCGAGUUCUACAAAGAUCAAGUGCCGUUUAAAGACUUUGUUGUUAUAAAACACAGCGAUGUUAUUGAAAAGAACAGCUCUCAUAUGAUCGUGGCGUUAAAUUCGACUGAGAACGAGGAAGAUUCUUCACAUCUGUUUACAAAACACGUACUCUCUAUAAAUAUUUUGAUAGCGGCAUUCCUCGAAUUACUUUGGUCGAUACUAAGCAUAAAAAUAUCAUACAAAGGCAUGAGAAAUAAUUACAAAGAUGACAAUAACACAAGAAGAGGCAAUUGUAUAUCCGUUGUGACGACAAUCAAAGGGAACGAUCCGAAAAAUAUGCCCAGAAACCCAAAAAUCAACACAAAACCAGACUUAAUCGAACAUUAUCCGAGUAAGAAGAUAAAACGGAUAUUUUUAGCGCAAAAUGACGACGGUUUUUACUUAAAAAAUGAAAAUAAUAAGAAGCAAAACACAGACACAAGUUCCGAAUUCUAUAAAGAGCGGAUGAUGAAUUUUUUGAAUCGAUGCGCGUCUAUGGAAAUGUCGAAUACAGAAAUGAGGACUCCCAGCGUCCAAUCGGAAGCCAUUUUGAAUCCAAUACCGGAAAUAACUAUAGAAAAGCCGUAUAAUGAAACAGAAGGCGUGAGUUGGGGAGACACGCCUGACCAUACAAUUUACAACCAGAACAAUAUUAAUUUUGAGAAAAUCUUCAAGUUUGCCAAGAGCGUAACACCAGAGACAAGUGAAAAUCAAGAGUGAUUAGUUUUUUUAAAAUUUGCAUUGUUUAGUGAGUGGAUAGCGCGCGAAUCAAUCAACCCUUGACAGAAAUGUGCAUUGUUUAUUUGUGUGUGUAUGGUUCUCAAUAUGGACUAAUUAAGAUAUCUAGAUUAUAAACAAUUUUGGUGGAGAUUAUUUCAAAAAUUAAUUUUUGUUAGACGAGAUGCAACAGACAUAGGUACCUAUAAGUAAUUAUACCUAUUUUAAAUUAAUGAAGUGUUACUAAUCUCAAUGUGUUGAAUAGAAAAUAUACUUCGUAUUUGCCUUGAGAUAUUCUUUUAAAUAUUCAAACCUGGUGCAUCAUAAGGUUUCAUUAAUAUUGCGAAUUUUCGUGGCAAUUAAUGAUUUAUACCUAUUAAGUAUUGAUUAGAUAUAAUCAAUUUACUGUUAAAUUUUAUUUAAGUUACAUUAUACAUAUAACCGAAUAUCGUAGAAGUAAUAGUAGUAUUUCUUUUCGUUAUGAAUCCAUAGACAAAAACGAAAAAAUAACAGAUCCGAAUUAAAUACCUAGGUAGCUUUAAAGCCGGUAGUGGGAGUGUACUAAAAAAGGAAAAACGUUUACUAAAGUUAUAGUGUACACCUUAUAAUAUCAAUCUUUCCUUAUUUUCGAGUGUGUUAAUUGCUAACACUAGUGUCAGUUUUUGUACAAGUCGCCUAAAGGCAUCUGACAUGACUUUUACGACUACCCACCGCGUCUAGUGGCAAGUAAUCGCAUAAUAUCAAUAAAAUCAUGCCAAUGGAGAAUCUAGUUUUAAGUCUCUGACGCGAUAUUCUGCGAAAGGGCGUUUUGCGACUGAGCCCCGUAAUGCGUGGGUCGACUGACCUAAUACAAGCUUUCAUUUAACUUACAAUGUAUGUAUGUAUGUAUGUAUACCCCUAUGACUCGGGUGGAAUCCCGCGACUAAGUUUAAAGCAGAUAUCUUCAACCGAUUGAGCUAAAUUUUUGUACACACUUUUAGUUUGUAUGUCAAUAAUGCGCAUUAUUAUGAUAGUCAUGACCAGAAGAUGCACCCAUGAACGGCUCCGAACAUGGGAACUCCUCAACGGGUUUACCGCAUGGACAUCACUGACAAAAUUAUUGCUUGUGUUAAAAAUGUCAUUUUUGCCAAUAAAUAUAUUUUCUGGUUGGGGACGCAAGCGCCAGCAGCCAGGGGCCAGGGGUAUUAUAGAAAUAAGUACGCCUUGAAAGAAAUUAAUCAAAAUACCUAUACAGAGCGUUUUCACCAAUUUCACUUUAAUUAAUUCGACCUUUUUGCUUAACUUUAUUGUUUGGCCGUGUACCAAUAAAUUGUUUCAGACGUUGCGCAAAAUCGUUACGUUUCAAUCAAGCCAAGAUCAUAUUGUAAACUGGUUUAGUUUUUGCUUUUUACCGGUGUUAGCACGCGACACGGGUUAAGGUUAGUCACAGUUUUAUAUAUAUUUUUGGUACCUAAAUAUUGAGAUUUUAGUAAAGAACUAAAUAUAUCUACUAUGUAUUUUCUUCAUAAUCGUAUUACACAGCUGAGGGUCGUGGUCAUUACGUGGAAUGAAACACACACAACAACUUUCUUGUCAUUAUUAAUGGAGUGGUUUGCCAUUGCCUUCUCCAUUUCACACACAAGUUAAUAAUCAACCAGUGUGCAGGUUUCCUCACGAUGUUUUCCUUCACCGGAAGCAAGUGGUGGUCGAUGAUAACUACUAUACAUGAGUCAGAUUGGUAUACAAACUCAUGUGGCACUAGGAGGAUUCGAACCUGAGACCUUUCGAUCCACAGGCGGGCGUCUUAACCAUUACACCACCAGCGCUUCUAUGUACACUUAUGUAUACUCCUGGGAUAUUUGACGUUUUUAAAGCUUUUAUCUAAUUUGCAAUAUAACUAUGAAGCUUGCAACUUACAACAACACGCGACACAGGUUAGUCACAGUUUUAAAAUGUAUUUUUUGGUAAAAAUGUAGAUUCCGGUAAAGAACUAUAUCUAUAUAUUGUACCUAUAUAGGGAACUCCAGGGAUUUUAAAAGUUUUUGUUAACCGUGCUAUGUAACUAUGUCCCUAUGUCUCGAGUGGAAUCUUGCAAGUCAAACUUGAAGCAGAUAUCUUAAACCAAUUAAGCUGGAAUUUUGUAGUCACGUUUAGUUUGGAAUACAAUGCUUUAUUAUGAUGAACAUAACCUGAUGGUGCAUCCAAGAACGGUUCCAGGCGUGGGAACUCCUCAACGGUUUAACGUACGGACAUCAUUGUUUUGUCACACAUUGAAAAUAACAUCUCACUGACGACAAUAAAAGCUUGGGUCAGAAAUGAUAUUUUUGUAAAAAACUUAUUAUAUAACAAGUGAAGGUCCAAUAUAACGUUACCUAUUCAUGUAAGUGCCUUAUAUACUACAUGUUGCCCGGGGCUUCGCUCCCGUGAGAAUUCUGAGAAAAAAAUAUAGCCCAUAGAGCAAUCUUGGAUAAUGUACCUUCCUAAUGGUGAAAGAAUUUUUGAAAUCCAUUCGGUAGUUUCGGAGAUUACCCGCCUCAAACAUACAAACUCACAAACGCUUACCUCUUUAUAAUAAUAGUAUACAUUAAAUUAGCUAAGUAUCUACUUAAUUUAUUUGUCAAGUUCAUAGACUGGUUAACUUAUAUAAGUGAAAUUAAAUUAUAUCGAUAAUCA
Messenger RNA from Plodia interpunctella (Indianmeal moth), 4081 nucleotides. RefSeq lists its product as uncharacterized. The record is from RefSeq and is a predicted model, not a curated record. Lineage: Eukaryota; Metazoa; Arthropoda; Insecta; Lepidoptera; Pyralidae. The coding region runs from base 224 to 1432 and encodes 402 amino acids. The transcript has a single exon.